CCUCAAGUCAUUUUUGAUUAAGCUCACGUGUACUAGGUAAGUUGCCUUGUUUUCUUUCACGUUUAGGAAAGGAAAUGGAACCUUGAAAGUCGUCAUCUUCGACAAAGGCAAAAUGUUGAAUCUGUCUAAUUUCCUUUUUCGUUUUGUCCAAAAAAGUGAAAAUACUACUACGGAUUUCGCGAAUCCCUAGCUUUCUUUUUCUUUCUUUUUUUCUUUAUUAUGUCGGAACCUACAAAAACAACAUCAACACAUUCUGGUCAACUUCCUAUUGGAAAAGAUGGAAAACCAUUAAAGCCUUGUUGUGCUUGUCCUGAAACAAAGAAAGUGAGAGACGAAUGUAUCUUUCAAAAAGGUGAAGAAAACUGUCAAGAAUUAAUUCAAGCCCACCUUACUUGUAUGCGCAAUUUGGGGUUUAAGAUUUAGACAAAUGCUAUGUAUUUUUAUAUCUUGUAAUAAUAAACUAGGUGAUGAUUUUUAUUAUAAAUAUUAUAGCAUUAAAGAAAAAAAAAGAGAGAG
Messenger RNA from Gilbertella persicaria, 516 nucleotides. Its product is annotated as COX17 cytochrome c oxidase-like protein assembly. Gene Ontology annotation, molecular function: copper chaperone activity; copper ion binding. Gene Ontology annotation, cellular component: mitochondrial intermembrane space. Bases 220 to 423 code for a protein of 67 amino acids. The record is from RefSeq and is a predicted model, not a curated record. The transcript is spliced from 3 exons. Gene Ontology annotation, biological process: mitochondrial respiratory chain complex IV assembly. NCBI's taxonomy places the organism in Eukaryota, Fungi, Mucoromycota, Mucoromycetes, Mucorales, Choanephoraceae.